This is a messenger RNA of Trichoderma gamsii, 1950 nucleotides long. RefSeq lists its product as hypothetical. Gene Ontology annotation, biological process: regulation of DNA-templated transcription. The record is from RefSeq and is a predicted model, not a curated record. Gene Ontology annotation, molecular function: DNA-binding transcription factor activity, RNA polymerase II-specific; zinc ion binding. NCBI's taxonomy places the organism in Eukaryota, Fungi, Ascomycota, Sordariomycetes, Hypocreales, Hypocreaceae. The transcript is spliced from 5 exons. Bases 1 to 1950 code for a protein of 649 amino acids.
AUGCAGAACCGCGUCGUCACUCGCCGUACCCAGUUUUCGAGUUGUGACGAGUGCCGCAGGUCACGCGUCGCAUGCGAUUCGCAGAGCCGUCGCAGUGCUGCGGGUAAAGCUUCAGCUCCCUGUACGCGCUGUCGAAAUCGAGAUAGAGACUGCACGUUCAAAUGGAUCCAAGAUGCUAGAGCAGGACCAUCUACAAGGCAUGCAGCUACUCCGCCAAAAGCGUCUGGACGACAUAAGCGAGACGCUCGUCUUCUCCUUGACCAAAUAUUAGUUGAAGAGUCAGCUACUGCACCUACGCCGGAGACAUCUCCUAUCCACAGCUACGGAUCUACGCAAAACUCACGACACGAAUCUUUGGAGGAGGCACUGCCGGAGCAGGUAUCUGCAUCUCCAGACUCAGAGACGCAUCCACUGAGAAACUCUCGCUCUGAAUUGGAAUGGCUUCAGACUCUAUAUAGACAAAACUUUGAAGUCGUGUUUGGGUCUUGGAUGGGCCGCUAUAGCUGUCCUUACUUAUUUGGACAAAAUGACCUCGCCGAGAGAUACAUGGCUGAGACGUCCAAGGGAAACCAAGGUUCAUCCCAUGAACAGUCGACCCAGCAGGACAAGAAAAGAGACGACUUAAUUGGACAAUCCUUGCGCAAUACGAUUGCCGCGUUUGCCGUAAGAUGGCUACCAAUCACCUCAUCAGAUGGCCUCGAUAACUCGCACCGAAUCCAGACCAUGUGGCGACAGGCUCGAAGAGACAUGCUGAGAAUCAUCAACCGUCCCUCGUAUCGAUCGAUGCUGUCCCUCUUUCUCUUUGCCUUGACUCCAAUACCGAUGGGCAUCUCCGAAGACGAAGAGGCAGACGGUGUCUCUGGCCAGGUUUGCAUCCAUGCAGCUAUGCAAAUGGUCCAGACCCUACGAGCUCGCCACAGAAAUCUGCAAUUCAGCGGAUCAAAAGUGACACCGUCAUCGAGCUCAAUUCCGAUGAGUACUACUCCAGAAUCGGCCGACACUUCGAGUUUUAUCAAUGCGGAAAACAUUGCCUACUGGGCAGCAAUCACAUUCGACACAUCGGCAUCUCUGACGCUCAAUUGCAGGCCGCUCCUUUCGUCGGGGCUCUUUGGCUUUGAGUCUGAGUUUACAUGGAAAUUAGUGCGGACUUGCUUAAAUGUGUUUAAUGAGUCGUCAAAGAGUUGGUGCCAGGGAAGUGCUGAGAUGACGGAUGAAAGGGCCAACGAGAUUAUUGCGGCCGCUGCUUGUUGGAAGUUGAUGGGAUGGAAACUGGCUGCUAAUUUCAAGGAAGCUCUUCGGGAUGGUCACGACGAGUCUGAGGUUCGAAAGGCUCUCUCGUAUGUGAGCAAUUCCUGGAAAGAGUUCGAUGCCACUUUUCGACCUUUUCUCGAUGAAUGCUACAAGCGGAUGCAGUUUCUUGCCCAGCAAACGAAGCUUCGUUGGUUCUCUCUCAUGCUUCAUUCCCAUUUGAGCAUCUUAAUGGUGCUCGAUACGAUCGAAGUCGCAGAUCGGUACGACUUGCUCGCCGAUCUCAAAGAUGCCAGCAUUGAAGCAGAGAACACUGUCAUGAAUGCACUGGCAUUUGGUCUCCAUAAUACUAUGACCUUGAGGCGAUCCAUCGAUUCCCCUUCACCUGGCCUAUCUCAUGAGAGAACGGCACGCAAUAUAACAUUUACGGUUCCGCUUCUCGCCAUUGAUCCUUAUCCGCAUCAUAUAGUUGCGUCGGUGCAACUCAUGCGGAAAGCCAUUGAUCGGGACUAUAAGAAUAAAAAGGUUACCCAAGACUUAUAUGAUAGCUUAAACUCAACUUUGGAAUCUGCGUUGAAACACCUUCCCCAGAGCUCAAAGUCAAUCCAAGCAGCUCGGCAAAAGUUUUCGGCAGCGCCUGAUGAUGAGAUACUAGAUACCCAAAUUGCGUAUAGGGAGUUACCGGCGCUUUUGCACGGCUAA